AUGCCACCUAGAUGUUAUAAUUCUUCUUUGAAGGCAUCCAAUUCUAAUUCUCUUUCAAAAAAAAGACACACUGAAGUACAUAAAUGUUAUAUUGAAAAUCAUAUUUAUAAUAAUAGAAUUAUAUCUUCUUUUUCUGUGAAAGUUGAUAAAUCUGCUACUAUAUGGUAUUUUGGAACAGUUCCUGGUCUUAUCAAGGAUACCAUCAUAGGGAAGAUCAUCUUUGAGAGUACUAUUCAAUGUACACAAGUAGCUGACUGGGUAAAUACUAUAAUGGCAGAUGCUAAUCAAGACCAAUUCUUUAGAAACGGUGAGGUGUUAGUUGGUGAUCAUAAAAGAGAUAAGACACCUAAAUUAGCAUAA
Messenger RNA from Cetraspora pellucida, 360 nucleotides. NCBI's taxonomy places the organism in Eukaryota, Fungi, Glomeromycota, Glomeromycetes, Diversisporales, Gigasporaceae. The record is from the annotation of a GenBank genome assembly.